This is a messenger RNA of Struthio camelus australis, 740 nucleotides long. The record is from RefSeq and is a predicted model, not a curated record. NCBI's taxonomy places the organism in Eukaryota, Metazoa, Chordata, Aves, Struthioniformes, Struthionidae.
ACGAUGGUAGCAGUUGGCCUGACCAUAGCAGCAGCUGGAUUUGCAGGUCGUUACGUGUUAAAAGCUAUGAAGCAAAUGGAGCCACAAGUGAAACAAGCACUUCAGAAUCUACCGAAAUCUGCCUUCAGUGGUUAUUACAGAGGUGGAUUUGAACCCAAAAUGACUAAACGAGAAGCAGCUUUAAUACUAGGAGUAAGUCCUACAGCCAAUAGAAAUAAAAUUAGAGAAGCUCAUAGGCGGAUCAUGCUUCUGAAUCAUCCGGAUAAAGGUGGCUCUCCGUAUGUGGCAGCCAAAAUCAACGAAGCUAAAGACUUACUGGAAGACCAAGCUAAAAAAUGAACACAGGAGAUAAUUCAGUGGGCUUGUUCAUGUAAACAAUUAUUUUUUGAUAAAUGACUUAAGGAAAGUUGCAAUGUCAGUCUCUGACUUGAUAUAAAUGAAGCUUUAAAAAAAAAAAAAAAAGAAAAAGAAAGAAUCCAGGGAGAUAUUUCCCCUGCUCAUCUACUCAGGCCCUUUUGGGAAGGUACCUGAGGGAAAGAGGCUUGCAAGCUUGUGUUUUUUGGUUUUUUUUGUUUUUUUUUUUUAAAGUUACUCUUCAGUUGAAGUAAAAUCUACCACUCAUCACUAUUUUCACAGUGGAAAAUGCAAUAGGUGGUUUGGACAAUUAUUCUUGCAUUUUACCAGAUACACUGAUACGCAGUUGAUAUAACUUCUAUUAAACUAGCUAUGUUUCAAGUUCA